Molecule: messenger RNA, 3528 nt
Organism: Diospyros lotus (date-plum)
Lineage: Eukaryota; Viridiplantae; Streptophyta; Magnoliopsida; Ericales; Ebenaceae
Product: calcium-transporting ATPase 4, plasma membrane-type-like
Exons: 7
Coding region: 111-3212 (1033 amino acids)
Biological process (GO): calcium ion transmembrane transport
Cellular component (GO): membrane; intracellular membrane-bounded organelle
Molecular function (GO): ATP binding; P-type calcium transporter activity; ATP hydrolysis activity
Source: RefSeq, a predicted model, not a curated record
GUCAGAGUCCGUGUUCUCUCUCUGCAGUAUAUCCAUAUAUAUAUAUAUACUGCAUAUGUAAGAUAGAUUAGGUUUUUUGCUUGCUAGUCUUGUGGAUAUUUUUGCAAGAGAUGGUGAAGCUGUUCGAAUUGGAGGAUUUCGAAAUCCCGGCCAAGAAUCCGCCGGAGGAAGCACUGAGGCGGUGGAGAGCCGCCGUCACCAUCGUCAAGAACCGCAGGAGACGGUUCCGGAACGUGGUGGAUCUCGUCAAGAGACACGCAGCCAGGAAAAAGAUGCUCAACUUCCAGGAACAAUUACGAGUUCUUCUUUAUGUCCAAAAGGCAGCAUUCAAGUUUAUUGAUGCUGGUGGUGUAGGAUAUGACCUGUCGGAAGAAGCUAGAGCAGCAGGCUUUAGAAUUCAUCCAAAUGAACUUGCAUCUUUCCUUCGUAGCCAUUCCUUUGAGGGACUGGAAUUCAUUGGAGGAGUAAAGGGAGUUUCUGCAAAAGUUAAUGUUUCAUUAGAUGAAGGUGUCAAAUCAAGUGAGCUACCUAUCAGGCAAAAGAUAUAUGGCUUCAAUAGAUACACAGAGAAACCCUCUAAAAGUUUUUGGAUGUUUGUAUGGGAGGCACUGCAUGACAUAACCCUUAUAAUCCUUAUAGUUUGUGCUGUAGUUUCUGUAGGUGUAGGACUUGCCACUGAAGGGUGGCCAAAGGGCACGUAUGAUGGGUUGGGAAUCAUACUCAGUAUACUUUUGGUAGUUAUUGUUACUGCUGUCAGUGACUAUAAGCAAUCCUUGCAAUUUAAAGAGUUGGACACGGAGAAGAAAAAGAUCACUGUUCAGGUCACUAGAGAUGGAUAUAGGCAGAACGUCUCAAUAUAUGACGUGGUUGUUGGAGAUAUUGUUCAUCUAUCCAUGGGAGACCAAGUUCCAGCUGAUGGGAUAUUUAUAUCAGGAUACAGUUUAUCAAUUGACGAGUCAAGUUUGUCUGGUGAGAGUGAUCCAGUAAAUGUUUAUGAAAAAAAACCUUUUCUUCUUGGAGGAAGCAAGGUGCAAGAUGGGUCAGGUAAGAUGCUGGUGACUACUGUUGGUAUGAGAACAGAAUGGGGUAAGUUGAUGGAGACCCUUGAGGAAGAGGGAGAAGAUGAGACCCCGCUGCAGGUGAAGCUGAACGGUGUUGCUACAACGAUUGGUAAGAUUGGUCUGGCUUUUGCUGUAUUGACAUUUGUGGUGCUGGUUGUAAGGUUUUUGAUGGAGAAACUACUUCACAAUGAGUUAACAGAUUGGUCUUCCAGUGAUGCACUGAAGCUCUUGGACUACUUUGCAAUUGCAGUAACUAUAAUUGUUGUUGCAGUUCCAGAAGGAUUACCUUUGGCAGUGACAUUAAGUCUUGCCUUUGCAAUGAAGAAGUUAAUGAAUGACAGGGCACUAGUGAGAAAACUUGCAGCAUGUGAGACAAUGGGUUCUGCUACUUGCAUUUGCACAGACAAGACUGGAACGUUGACAACAAACCACAUGGUAGUUGAUAAGAUAUGGCUAUGUGGAAAAGAGAAACAAAUAAUAGGCAGUGAAGGUAGAGACAUUUUGAGUUCAGAUGUAUCAGUGAAGGUUUUAGCCAUCCUUUUGCAGGCUAUAUUUCAAAAUACAGGUUCUGAGGUGGUCAAGGGUAAAGAUGGAAAGAAAUCCAUUAUAGGGACACCAACUGAAAAGGCAUUGUUAGAAUAUGGCUUGCUUUUGGGUGGUGAAUUCAACACCCAACGCCAGGAGUGUAAGAUACUGAAGGUUGAGCCUUUCAAUUCUGUCAAGAAAAAGAUGUCUGUUCUUGUCUCUCUUCCAGAUGGUGGCCUCCGAGCAUUUUGCAAAGGUGCAUCAGAGAUAAUAUUAGCUAUGUGUGAUAAAAUUAUAAAUAGCAAUGGGGAACCAGUUUGUAUGUCAGAAGAACAGGCAAGGGAUGCUGCAGAUAUCAUAAAUAGUUUUGCGUCUGAAGCUUUAAGAACUCUCUGCUUGGCAUUUAAGGAUAUUGAUGAUGCUUCUGAUGACGGCAGCAUUCCUGAUACUGGUUAUACAUUGAUAGCAAUUAUUGGAAUUAAGGAUCCAGUUCGCCCAGGAGUCAAGGAUGCAGUUAGGACUUGUUUAGCAGCUGGAAUUACUGUCCGAAUGGUCACUGGUGAUAAUAUCAACACAGCAAAAGCCAUUGCUAAAGAAUGCGGCAUACUUAUUGAAGGUGGUUUGGCCAUGGAAGGGUCAGAUUUCCGUAAUAAAUCUCCUGAAGAUUUGAAGAAUAUCUUACCUAGAAUUCAGGUAAUGGCGCGGUCCUUACCUUCAGACAAGCACAAGUUAGUAUCUCACUUGAGAAUGUUGGGAGAGAUUGUUGCUGUUACUGGUGAUGGGACUAAUGAUGCUCCUGCUUUGCAUGAGUCAGACAUUGGAUUGGCAAUGGGCAUAGCGGGAACAGAGGUUGCAAAGGAACAGGCUUCUGUGAUCAUAUUGGAUGAUGAUUUUACAACCAUAGUAAAUGUAGCCAAAUGGGGACGAGCUGUAUACAUCAACAUUCAGAAAUUUGUGCAGUUCCAGUUGACUGUCAAUAUUGUUGCUCUUACGAUCAAUUUUGUUUCUGCAUGCAUCUCAGGAUCUGCUCCCCUUACUGCUGUGCAGUUGUUAUGGGUCAACCUAAUCAUGGACACUCUAGGUGCGUUGGCACUGGCCACAGAACCACCCAAUGAUGCGCUUAUGAAUAGGCCUCCUGUUGGGAGAAGAGUGAGUUUUAUUACCAAUGCAAUGUGGAGAAAUAUAUUCGGUCAGAGUAUUUAUCAGUUGGCUGUCCUUGGAGUUCUCAACUUUGAUGGGAAAAAUCUCUUGAAACUUGAAGGUCCAGAUGCAUCUGUUGUUCUCAACACCUUCAUAUUUAACACCUUCGUCUUUUGUCAGGUGUUUAAUGAGAUAAACAGCCGUGACAUUGAGAAGAUCAAUGUCUUCCGCGGCAUGUUUAACAGCUGGAUAUUCAUAAUAGUUAUGGUGUCCACAGUAUCAUUCCAAGCCAUUAUUGUUGAGUUCUUGGGCACCUUCGCCACCACUGUGCCAUUGAGCUGGCAAUUAUGGGUGCUAAGCAUCUUAAUUGGAUCAGUAAGCAUGCUUGUAUCGGUUGUUCUGAAGUGUAUCCCUACUGAAAAAUGGCGGAUUCCCAAGCACCAUGAUGGCUAUGAGGCUCUCCCUAGUGGGCCUGAAAUGGCUUGAAGAUUGGAGCAAAAUGCGUGUACCUAGUUGAAAUGACACAGCCUGCAGGCCUGUGUUAAGAUCAUGUAAUGAUUUCUUUUUGUCGAGAAAAACUGGUGGGAAAUUAACGCACAAGUGGGAAAUAUGCCAUGCUGAUACACGUUAACUGCAACAAAAUACAAUCCUUUGACACCACUUCUACCUGUAGAAAUUAGGUUCUUUUCUUUACCACUUUGACAGUUAUUUGAGAAAUUUUCCCCUGCGUUUUGCCCUUGUAUAUAUAAAACAUGUCGUGAAGAAUAAGAAUCAUGUUGAGAAUUUCCUGAUUUCCCUGCUA